This is a messenger RNA of Dentiscutata heterogama, 456 nucleotides long. The record is from the annotation of a GenBank genome assembly. Lineage: Eukaryota; Fungi; Glomeromycota; Glomeromycetes; Diversisporales; Gigasporaceae.
AAGCUUAUCUGGAAGCAGAUCCAAUAUGAUCUUGCCGGUAUUAGCCCUGCCACACUGACACUAUGGAAGGUCGAAGUCAGCGAAGGAAACAGAAAGUGGGAAAUACUUGAAAAGUCUCACACCGAAAUUGAUAUCAAACAAGAGUUUGGAGGUGAGAAGUUGUUCUCAACUACAAAGUUUAAAGAAACUUUUCCAGGAAAACUUCCAGACAAUGUCGUUCAUUCGAAAAAAUGCAUAUAUCGAUCAGGAAAAAGAAGCCGAGAUGAUUCAGACGAGAAAGGUGAAGGCCAAGAAAGUAAAAAAGGUAUAAUGAAACUUCCCGAUAUUUGUAAUGUUUAUUCAAGCCCGAAAAAUUUCCUUUCAUUGCCAUUCCCAUAUCCCGGAUCAAAUAUACCAGUAGAUAGGUUUGCCAUUAAUGAAGAUGGUAUGGGAAGAAAAGAAUUUAACAAUGUUUAA